CCAAGGGAACCACUCGCAGACUACGAUACAAGUAUAAAAAUGCGCUUGCUUUUAACCUUGCUAGUUAAGUUGGUGUUCAUUUAUUCAAAAGAAUCAUCACUCACCAACAUCGGGAUAGCGAUCAAUCGUUCGCAUACUGUGGAAUCAUGAGGAAUGUGAAAGAUUGGGCUACUAUCGUCAUCUUGCACUUGUCCCUUUGGAUUGCCACUUCUGACACCAAAACUAUAAGCAGCUUUGGAAUUCGUUUCUCGGAAACAUGCAAAGGGUUCCAAAUUUUAGAAGGCACCAACAUGAAAUGCAUCUUAUGCUCAACCAUGUGUCUUGUUCAGUCGAAAUUAGAGGAGAGAUUUCAACCCGAAAGUCACGGUGUCCUGGUCCGCAAUUCAGACAAGCAAUGCACCCAAAUCAGAAUUGAGACUGACCAGGUCUUUUGCUUUGAAACUGAUUUUGUAGAUGAAGAGACGAUGACCCUCGUGGACACUGAGCGCGCAAAACCAGUAUCUUUAAACAAAGAGCCGUAUGUUACUCUGUUUUUGACAGGAGCACUGAAAUUCGCUCCCAUUAACGACACUCAAAAGACAUUGCCCGCGGUUAAUGCUCCUCCACCACCAAUCCCGUUUGACUUCAACAAUCUCCUCACAAUUUUCAACCGUGGAUUUAUUAUAUGCACAAGAAUUUUAGAUAUGUGCUACCAUUGGCCUUUCCAUGAGAACGAGUGGCAUUCAUUUCCACCACCGAAUGAACGCCAUGAAAUGGGCGCCAUUGGUCUCUUAGGAAACCAAUUAAUCAUGAUCGGGGGUAAAAACAAUGAUGGAGAGCCAACAGAUAUUUGUGAGCUUUUCGACCCUCAUACUUAUUCCUGGAGUGAUGGUCCUAAAUUGCCUGUGGCUUUAGGUUAUUUCACUCUGGUUCAAGUCAGCUCCACCACAAUCCUCAUAGUUGGAGGCUACAAUAACACACCUAAGAGCGAUACCUAUCUUUUGUCCAAGGGAGAUAAUCAAUGGACCAAGUUGGAGGAUAGGCCGGAACCUGUUUAUCAUUCUUGUUGUGGGGUGGUUAUUCUGGGCGAUGGUAGAAGAGGGGCCUUAUCCGUUGGAGGGAAUGUCAAGUGUUGGCGGAGCGAAGUAGCCGUAGUAAUGAGUGGUACCUGACCCGGAGGAUCACGGCAGGGCGUGAGAUAUUCUCCGUCUGGUCAACGAAUCUUUUUAUUAGAGAGCAAACCUAGCCUGAUGGAGUUCACAAGAGAAGUCUCUUUCUUGUAUUCACGAUUCUACCAAGUGAGCACAACAACGCCGGAGAUUCAUAAUCGUUGGUAAUGUCACACACUCUGAGGGUGUUCUUGGUUUUAAAUCUUGUUGCAUUUACUAUUUCAUUGUUCACAUAUUCUCAAUCAGAUUCCCUUGGACUGAAGACCUAAUUCAGUGCAGGAAGGUAAUUCUUCCUUUGGCUUGAGCAUGAUGCAUCAAAUUUCCCAAGACUCCACAUUUCCGUGGCUUAACAUCAAACAAGGAAGCUUUACUGACAUGACAAUGGCUAAUACUGUUUUUCCAUCAUGACGUUUGCGACGUUGUUUCAACUCUCAUCAAUCAUUACCCCAUCUAGGGUCCCAAUCUUGACUCGUCAAAGCAUUAUAUGAAGUGCAUUUUGAACAACUGCCAAAAUUAAUAUAGGACGCAAACCCCAUGAGAUAUUGGUCACCUUAAAUUUUAGUAAAAGCAAUUGUAACGAGUAACGCCAUUACAUCUCUUUGUUUUAGUAAUGGUUGUGUAACGAAUUAUCAUUUUGGACCAAACUGUAACUGUAAUUCGUUUCAUUUAUUGAGGAACGGCUAAUGCCCUGAAAAUCUGUUUCGAAACUUUUUAGUUCUUCUGAUCGUUUACAUUUUUGAAGUGGAGCCUCUUGCCAAAUCUCGAGCGUCUCUCUGCAUUCAGGGUCCCUAGUACGAGCCAGAAACGACCAGGUCAUUUGAUAUAACAACAUGAAGCCUUAAUUGUAGAUGAUUGGCUUUUGGGCAAGUGAUUGAUAUUUUUAGGAACGGGACUUGAGCUUAGGUGUCUCUUAAUCAUCUGCAUAGAAACAUGAAAAUCAUGAUUUAGGCCAUGGUAGUCCUAAAAAGCAAAAGGAAACCAAGUAACGGCCCAAAGUAGUCCCAGCCGCCUAAGAGGGUCCAAUAAGCCCCUGACAUUCCCGCUCGUGGCGGUAAGAAAAUAAUGGAAUCACCUAACCUUUCAUGAUCAUUCCUUUUCGUUGAAUAUUUGUUUUUAGUAUUUUCCUUGCCCUUAGGGGGCUAGGGGUAAUUCCGUAAUGUUCAGGUGUUUUCUCCGAGUUUCCACAAAAUUAACAGUUUUGGUGUGAAAUAAUCCUAAAAUUAACUGAAGCGAUUCAAAUAAUCGGAUGACCGGAUCAACCGCAUGAGUGGAAGUUAAGAAUUGAAUCAUGCGAUUGUUUGAGGAGAAAGGAUAUCGCAUGAGAUAUUUUUCAAAGGUCGCGUUUGUGGUGUCCCAGACAUUUUUAGAUAUUGUACCAGAGGUCCAUACUAGAAGUGUGUACUAGUAUAAAGGUAAGAUGAAAGUCUGAAAGCGUCGCAAAACAAGGAGAAGAGGAAGGUUGGAAAGGUCAAGAGUUGGGAAAAGGAAACCGAUCUUACCUCUCGCUCUAGCGUCAACCUCUCAAAGGUGGCUCGAAAAAGACAGUUGCGAGCUGAAGGUGACUCCAAGGUACUUAAAGUCAUUCCCUUUUUCGAUGACUUGGCCUCCAUAGUACAAAGAGGACGGGUGAAGUCUACCCUUGUGGAGCACUAGUACUUUUGACUAGAUGGGGUUGAUGAUUAGAUUAUUUUUUAGGUUGUAU
Messenger RNA from Tigriopus californicus, 2850 nucleotides. RefSeq lists its product as uncharacterized. The record is from RefSeq and is a predicted model, not a curated record. Lineage: Eukaryota; Metazoa; Arthropoda; Copepoda; Harpacticoida; Harpacticidae. The transcript has 5 exons. Gene Ontology annotation, molecular function: nucleic acid binding; protein binding. The coding region runs from base 147 to 1151 and encodes 334 amino acids.